Molecule: messenger RNA, 3039 nt
Organism: Sparassis crispa
Lineage: Eukaryota; Fungi; Basidiomycota; Agaricomycetes; Polyporales; Sparassidaceae
Product: DNase I-like protein
Exons: 24
Coding region: 1-3039 (1012 amino acids)
Biological process (GO): phosphatidylinositol dephosphorylation; signal transduction
Molecular function (GO): phosphatidylinositol-4,5-bisphosphate 5-phosphatase activity
Source: RefSeq, a predicted model, not a curated record
AUGUCUGUCUCGUUGCAGACGGUGCUGCAGUCACUCCUGCGUCCUUCAGAAGUCGUCAAGGUCGCGCUAGAGACGACUCUCGUGCCCAUCAACCGAGACCCGGAGACCUCUGAAUAUGUUGUUGUCAAAUCGGACAGACAAGCGAAGAAGAUACUCGUCGUUGUAUCUCAUCUCGAUUCAAACAGUGGUAGUGAACAAGGAUGCGUCUUUGUAUUCAAGCCCAAGACACAAUUCCACUCAAACAAUUCCCUUGAGUACACAAUAGAGCACGUGUUUCCAGUUGUUGGUACCUUCUCCAUUUCCAUGGCCCAACCUCGUCGUGGUCCCGUUGACCUUUCUGCGGGUGCAGUUCUCAAUAGGCCAAGGACAGAGUUCAUGCUCACCAUCAAGGCUGGGCACGAUCCAACCGUGGAUCCUCUUCCCUUACUGACAGACAACAUACGGGAGCUGCGCUCAGUGAUUGCAGAGUGCAAACAUUUGAAGGAAGCCUUCCCCGCACAACCCGUAUAUGACGUUGCCACGACUUUCUCUUGGAUCGCACCUUAUCUGCUGCAGGACAGCCAGCCACCAUUGUUGUCCCCAAUUCCGCCAGAUCUGCGCGGUAGCUACAAGCCUGUGCACACGAUCCUGUCUCCAGCAAGUGCGGGCUUCCCAGGCGACGAGGCCCUUGAUAUUGCGUUGAUUAGAGAAGACUGGAUGCGCAACAAAGUGAGAGAGGAAUUAGUAGAGAAGUGCAAUGAGAAAGCAUCCAUAAGGAUUCGGACGGGCACAUUCAAUGUGAAUGGCAAGAUGCCUUCUCAAGAUCUCUCUGUGUGGGUCCAAGGAAGAAUGCUUGGUGUCACGGAAUUGAUCCCUCCGCUCGCGGAAAUUUCUCCCCUGUCGUUAGGCGAAGUAGUGAAGGACCCCAUGGAUGAUGUAUCUGGCAAGGAUAUCAAGAAUUCUACUUCGGAAGGCCCAACCUGUACUAGAACACUGAGAGUUGAAACCUUAACAACCGCUGACUCUACGCCCUCCUCAUCCACUGCCUCUGCAACCGGCACAGUGGUUCAGAAUCGCCCAGAACCCGGAAUAGAUUCGUUAGAGGACUCAACAGACCCCGAUCUCAUUGUUCUGGCAUUUCAGGAACUUGACCUCUCCACGGAAGCGCUGCUCUAUUCGACCAAAACCCUGCGCGAAGACGCGUGGUGCAUGGCGGCUUUUGCAGGUCUCGGUGAGAAAGCCGUGCUGUAUGAGAAGCUUACCUCUAGACAACUCGUUGGAAUGCUGUUGGUUGUCAUCGUCAAGAAGCGGCUCAAGAUGUGCUUUGGUGACAUCAAGACUACGUCAGUGGGUGCGGGUAUAAUGGGCGUAAUGGGUAACAAAGGCGCCACGGCGAUACGCUUGACGUUCACCCCGGUCGUCGCAUCUCACGCCACCCGCCCAAGGCCGCCGCCGACAGUUUUGACAUUUGUAAACUCACAUUUAGCUGCGUUCGAGGAGAUGUACGAAAGGCGCAAUGCAGACUUCCACGAUUUGUCAAAGCGCUUGGUUUUUGAUUCAGGAAUUCCUGUGGCUGGCUCACUGGACCAGGGAAGAGGGUAUGUUCCCGCAACUAUCCAGCUUAGCGUGUUCGAGACAGACGCUUUAUUUUGGAUGGUGAAUCUCAACUACAGAAUUAAUCUCCCUGACAUUGAUGUUCGGACCCUUCUUUCCUCCGAUCUCGGGAUUAAAGAUCUGAGGGUUCUUUUGAGCUUUGAUCAGCUAGGGCUGGCAAUGCGCACGGGAAAGGCGUUCGAGGGUUUCCAUGAACACGCAAUCACCCAUAUCCCGUCGUACCGCUUCACCUCGGGUGUUCCAACUGAUAGUAGGGGAUAUGACAUGAAGCGAAAGCCUGCUUGGACGGACCGCGUACUGCACAUGGCCUCAUCGCCGAUAACGAUCAGGCAGCUUAAUUAUUACAGUUGCCCGCAGAUCACAAUGAGUGAUCAUAGGCCCGUAUCCGCUGAGUUCGAGCUUGAAGUUCCUGUAAUCAAUAUGGUGACAUAUGAGUCAUUCAUCCAUGGUCUAUGGCGCGAUGUUGCCAGUAUGGAGGAUUCUGACGACAACUCAGCAAGAGUGCGAGUCAGCAGUACAAGCAUCGACUUCGGAAAGAUUUCUUACAAACGCCGCAUGACCAAACACGUAGAUCUUGAGAACUUUGGGAAGAUACCGUGUACCUUCAGGUUUGUUUCAACAAGCACCGGAGCGGCUGUCAACCCCGAGUGGCUUGAGAUUCAGUCAAAAGCUGGAUUGCUUUUGCCCUGUGAGAAGACAACUAUCGCAUUCUCCGUGUACGUGGACCAUCGUGUAGCUUCUCGCCUCAACAUGGGACCCGUCGAUCUUGAGUGGACGCUCAUCUUACAUGUGGCGCUGGGAAAAGAUCAUUUUAUCUCCGUUAACGGGCAAUAUGAGCGUACCUGCUUUGCCAUGACCCUUGCCCAGCUCACGCGACUGCCUAGACCCGCUCGUGCUCUCAGGACGGCGGACGAGCUGUUACCAGAAGACGCUGCCGUUGCGGCGCCCAGGGAGAUUAUGCGAUUAGUGAAUUGGCUCAUGAGCAAUGCUGUUGAGGUGAAAUCCCAGGCUGGACUAUUCGUGGAAGCCGCAGAAGAGGCCCUUGUUGAUCGCAUACAUGAGUGCUUGGAUACAGGGGCCGACCUCGACUGUGUAGAGCAAUGCAAAGAAUCUCGGUUUGCUUUGGCAGUCGGAGAAUGUCUUCUUCAGUUGCUGGCGGCACUGCCGGAGCCGGUCGUCCCCAUUGACUUGCAUCCAAGAUGCGUCCAAAUGACUAGUAGAGAUGAAGCUUUUGAGCUUUUAAAUGAAUUCCCUAAGGAAUCGGUGAACGUCUGGAUAUCGAUAACGGCUUUCUUGUAUUUCAUCGGUCAAAUCUCGUCGUCCCCGACAAGGACCGAAUUGCUCGUGGCCAAGUUCUCAUCGGUGCUUCUGAAGGACGACGAUACUUCGAUCAUACCAGUAUCGAUUGUGGGCAAGCGCAAUUUCCUGCGGUAUUUUGUAGAAUGA